Aspergillus chevalieri is the source of this 1833-nucleotide messenger RNA. RefSeq lists its product as uncharacterized. Bases 1 to 1833 code for a protein of 610 amino acids. The transcript is spliced from 6 exons. Lineage: Eukaryota; Fungi; Ascomycota; Eurotiomycetes; Eurotiales; Aspergillaceae. The record is from RefSeq and is a predicted model, not a curated record. Gene Ontology annotation, molecular function: FAD binding.
AUGACUCCAAGUGCAGAUGAUGAAGGCUUUCUUCACAAUGGCUCUGGCAACGCGGCUAGAGUUGUUAUUGUGGGCGCUGGUCCAUCCGGGCUGAUGUUGGCGUGUAAUCUCGCGAGAUUCGGCAUCAAAACAACCGUCCUCGAUGAACAGAAUGAUAGGACAUCGACGGGUAGAGCCGAUGGAAUUCAGCCCAAGACUAUCGAAACUCUCAAACAGUUGCGACUUGCCGAUUCCCUAUUGCGUAAGGGUGCGCGUGAGUCCACUGAUGAUGCCCCCCUCCAUCGAACCGGCCGCAAAGUACAUUAUCCGGAUCACCUUGUCGGAGCCGCGGAUCCCUAUAUCCUGCUGGCUCAUCAGGGAAUGCUCGAGGAUGUUUUUAUCCAGGACAUGGCCGCUCGCGGGCUGGCUGUUACCCGAAACAGUCGAUACUUGUCCUGUAGUCGUGUCCCAUCCAGUAAUCGGUUGUGCGUGAGCUAUCAAGAUCUUGCUUCCGGCAAUAUCAAAGAUAUCCAAGCCGACUACCUCGUUGGCUGCGACGGCGCUAAGUCACAAGUGCGACAGUCAAUUCCAGAUGCGCGGCUCGAAGGAGCGAGGACGAACGAGUCUUGGGGAGUCUUGGAUGGUGUGAUCGAAACAGACUUCCCUGAUCUCUGGAGCAAAGCCGCCGUGCGUUCUCAUACAGUCGGUUCGAUUCUGUGGAUUCCUCGCGAGCGCAACAUGACCCGGCUGUACGUCCAGCUCAGUUCGAUUGAGAGUGACGCCGUUGACAAGACAAUGGUGACAGCAGAAUAUGUGAUGGAGCGCGCAAGGGCUGCCAUGCAUCCAUAUCGGCUGGCAUGGUCCAGUAUCGAAUGGUUCGGCAAUUAUGUAGUUGGACAGCGAGUCUGUAAUCAUUUUGCAGAUCCCCAAUUACAGACAUUUAUCGCUGGUGAUGCAGGACAUUGUCACUCGGCUCUGGCAGCCCAAGGCGCCAACACCAGCAUGCACGAUACGUUCAAUCUGGCCUGGAAGUUAAAUCUCGUAAUUCGUGGCCUAGCAAAACCAUCCUUGUUAUCGACGUACGAAGAAGAACGGCAGAAAAUUGCAAAUGACCUUAUCGCUUUUGAUGUCGGGCACUGCAAGGCAUUUUCCCAGGGCGACGAGGCGUUAGCCCGGAACUUCAACGAGAAUAUCCGUUUCAUUUCCGGUAUAGGGGCCGAAUACGCAGCAGGCGUCCUUACCAAAGUGGACGUCGACAAAAGCAACGCGCAUCAAGGUCUCCGGCCGGGCGCCUUGCUGCUGCCAUCUCGAGUGACGCGAUACAUGGACGCGAACCCGGUUGAUAUCCAAUUAGACAUUCCUUUCUUUGGUCAAUUCAGGAUAUACCUGGUCGUCCCUGAUGUAAUUACGGCCAAGCCGUUUCUGUCAGCACUUUGCACUGGCUUGGACACCUUUCUGCAGCGUCUAUCGUCAGUCGCCGACAGGUCUUAUUUGGAAAUGCCCCGGGGCGUCGCGCAUUCUGAUAACUUUCUAUCGCCCCAGAGAUAUACAGCCUUUUCGCAGCUUGCUACACUGGCCCUUGUCACUGCGACGCCGAAGUCUGCCUUUGAGGUUCAUGACCUGCCGAUUCCACUCCAGCAUAGCCGUUGGACGGUAUACCUCGAUGAUGUUGGCUCUCCCGGUUGUAUUAACAAAUGGGCCAGUUCGCUCACAAAUGGUGAAGCGGCCGUCGUGAAUGUGAGGCCGGACGGAUAUAUUGGAUCAGUUGGAUGGUGGACUCGUGUUGAUGACGCAGCGGUUGGCGAAAGAGCAGCCAGAUGGGUUGAAGAUUAUUACUGUGAUAUACUCAUGUAG